Molecule: messenger RNA, 1652 nt
Organism: Biomphalaria glabrata
Lineage: Eukaryota; Metazoa; Mollusca; Gastropoda; Planorbidae
Product: chitotriosidase-1-like
Exons: 11
Coding region: 281-1450 (389 amino acids)
Biological process (GO): carbohydrate metabolic process; chitin catabolic process
Cellular component (GO): extracellular region
Molecular function (GO): chitinase activity; chitin binding
Source: RefSeq, a predicted model, not a curated record
GGUGUAAUCGAUACAGGAAUCGAACAAAAUCUCAAAGCCCAUGCUAGUUAUUGUCAUUGUUGUAAUCGAUUUAAGAGUUGAAAAAUCUCAGACCUUCCCCUGUCUGUAAUUAUCUUUUAUGUAAUUUUUUAUUUUUUUGUGUGUUUUGCUUGUAUUAUAAACAUUUUACUGUGGAGAAACUGAGAACUGAUUUUGAAAAGACAUCAUGUUGUUUUUCGAUGGAGAAAAGCCCUGAGUUGUUGACAUUCUGCUGCGAAAAAUGUGUAUCUUGUAGCAUCUAAUGUCUGUCCAACUCCAUCCGGAUAAUAUAAGGAAUCUAAUAAUGCAAGGUGCAGUGUUUAUUGCCAUUCUACUUAGUUGGAUACAGUUGAGUCAGGGUGGAUGUAAAACCGUGUGCCAUUUUUAUGCAUCGAACUAUAUCACAACUACUUUCCACCCGGAGCAUGUUCAACCAAGCUUAUGUGAAUUCCUUAUCAUUGGCUACGGUUAUGUUGUCAAUUCUGAAAAUCCGAGAAUUGCGAUGCAUGAAAGAGUUGCUGAUUUCUUGUCAAGAAUAAGCUCUUACAAGAAAGAGAAUCCCAAUCUUAAAGUUCUGUUGGAAGUUAGAAGCUCGAGAUGGAGCUUUGAAGAAACUUUUUAUAAAAUGUUAUCUUCGGCAUCAUCAAGAGUCAAAUUUGCUGACAGUGCUAAGAAGUUUGUGCUUGACAAUAAAUUCGAUGGUAUUAAUAUAAGAGAAGAGACUGUCGAUCGACUUUUUAAAAAUUUCAAGACAGAAUUUCUGUCUCUGAUGCAGCUUGUGGCUGCAAGGAUUAAAGCAGAAAGGAAUCUUUAUUUGUUUGCAUCUUUAGUCGAUACCAACAAAGUUCAUGAGCUUGAUGUCAAUAAUGAUAUUCAAGGACUAUGUCGGCUAGCGGAUAUGGUCAUUGUAGAGACAUCUUAUUUUUAUCUAGACCCUGGUGAGAAACAUGGACGCACAAGUCGAUUAUAUUCAAAAUCUGAAACUGAUACAAAAUCUGUCGAUUACGUAACUAAAUUGGUGCUUUCAAGGGGAUGUCCUAAAGAAAAAUUAGUAAUUUCUGUUUCUACUGGAGUCUGGUGUUACCAAAAUCUUGGUAAAGAUAGAAAAGGAGAAGAAGAAUAUCUUAGAUGGGCAGUAGUCUCUUAUGAUAAACUCUGUCCAUUCUUAAAUACAGGGGUUAAAGUUCAAAGACUUAGUGACAACGGUCCUUAUGUAAUGGGAGAAAAACUUGACUAUCUUAAUCCUGUCUUUGAUGGAGAUUUCAUAUAUUACUACGAAGACGAUAUCAGUCUUAAAGCAAAGAUUGACUACGCCAAACAAAAAGGUCUUGCUGGAAUCAUGUUCUGGGAUAUUUGGUACGAUGAUUUUAAGGGAUCAUGUAAUCGUGGAAAAUUUCCAUUCUUAAAUUUAAUUCAUAGAGAAUGCAGUUAAAUUAUAAGGUAAAUGGUUGAAAAAGAAAAGACGAAUCUGAGAUCAGUACCAUUUCAAAAUUAGCUGUUUUUCGUUGAAGUCCACAAUAUAUACACAAUAUAUAUAUAUAUAUAUACAUAUUUUAAAAAGAUUUUUCUUAUGUUUAUCUUUCCUUUACUUUAGCUGUGUUUCUUUAAUGAUUCUAGUAUUUGUCAAUCUAAUU